AUGAGUCCUGAGGAGUCAGGCAAGGAGGUGGACAUGUGGUCCUCCAUCCGCUGCCUGGGUUACCUAUCCAGCCUAAACCUGCUGGUGGCCGUAUGUUUGGGCAUGUAUGUGCGAUGGGAAAAGACCUCCGAACCCACAAUCUUGGUCAUCUUCAUUCUAGGUCUCUUUGUGUUGGGCAUUUCCAGCAUCCUCUAUUACUACUUCUCCAUGGAGUGGGCUAGCCUCAGCCUGUUCCACCUGUGGUUUGGCUUCCUGCAGGGCCUCCUGUGCUUCCUCAGUAGCCCCUCUUUGGAGAAUGAUAUAAAAGAGCAAGUCACAAACUACCUGCUGUUGGCCAGCGUGGCAGUGCGUUCCCUUUGGGCUCUGACAGAGCGCCUGUGUGGCAGUGCCAACUACAGGAAGGUUGUGCUCACUUCGGCUGAGUUGCUUGAGCUACUGGGCUUCGGAAUUGCAAGCACCAGUAUGGUUCUCCAGAGGUCAGUUGCAAUCAUCGCCCUACUGGUCGCCUUAGCGUCUAUCAUCGUAGACCUGCGCAUGAAGUCUCUUCUGGCCCUUCCAAACCUGACCUGCUUUUCAGUGGUGGCCUCUGUUACCUUCUUCCAAGCUCUGAAGGUGCAGACUAACCCCUUUGCUCUUGGCUGCUACCUGGGCCGGCUCAUCUGCGAGCCACUCCUGGACGUCUACUUCAGUGGGCUAUCUGUGACUGAGCGCUGGAUGCCCUUCCUAUCAGCAGGUCGGCUGUGGCGGAAGCUCACUCUCCUCCCGCUGGGUGUUACCGAGCUGAUGUUUUUUGUGCUUUGUGCCCUGAAGCUGGGUCAACUAGAGUUCUGGUACCUGGUCAUCCCAGGCUUUUGUGUGUUUGGCCUGUUCUGGAUGCUGUGCCACGUGGUGUUUCUAGUCACGCUGUGGAGCUUCCACACAAAGCUGAGUGAGUGUCAGAGGGUCCAAGCCACCCAGCGCUCAGACACGCGCAGCCUGGACAGGGUCAUGGCCUCCAGAGGGAUGCGCCAUUUCUGCCUCAUCUCUGAACGGCUGGUGUUCUUCAGUCUGAUCUCUACUGCCAUACUGGGGGCUGUCUCAUGGCAGUUGUCCAAUGCUCUGUACAUGAGCAUGUUCCUGGUGGUGCUGUCUUUGGAGUCUCUGACACAUGGACUCUUUCAUGAGCUGGGGAACUGCCUUGGAGGGACCUGUGUGGGGUAUGCAGUGGUUAUUCCUACUAGUUACUGCAGUGUGGAUGGUCAGCCGGUGCUGCUGCCUCCGGAGCAGGUGCAAGAGCUGAACCUUCGCUCAACGGCCACACUGAACGCCGUGCAGCGCCUUUUCUCGCACCACCUGAUCCAGACAUUUGGCUGUGAUUACUCCACCAGCGGCCUGAAUCUAGAAGCACUGCAGGCCAAGCUGCGCUCUUUUCUUGAACUGCGCACUGCCGACGGCCCGCGCCACGACACCUACCUCAUCUACUACUGCGGACACACACUGCCCACCGGAGACUGGGCCCUGACAGGUGGGGACUGCCUGCGUAUGGAGCAGCUCCUUGAUUGGUGGAGAGAGCGUAAUGUUGGCUUCUCCUCUCGUCUCAUGCUGGUCCUGGACACAGAGAACUCUCUGCCAUGGGUGAAAGCAGUGCGCAGGGUGGAGGGGCUCUAUGUGGCUGUUCAGGGGGCCGAGAUGAGUCCUGCAGGGGACGCUGAGAGCCAGGUUGCUCCUCAACUGGGAGACUUCACAACUGAGUGGGUGGAAUACAACUGCAACCCAGACAGCGGCAUGCAGUGGUCGGAGAGAGGCCGGCUCAUUGCUGCUAUGUAUGGCGUGUCCAAGUGCUGGAGUGACUACAGGCUUCACCUGCCCACCGGCAAUGAUGUAGCCAAGCACUGGAAAACCCAUUUCCCCCGGGCCACCUACCCAUUGGUUUCUGUGGCCAACUGGUGCUGUGGGCUGAACCUGCUGUGGCUGUGCAGCGCUUGCCUACGCUGCUUCAGGAGGUACAAACUGGCCUGGUUUCCUCCUACCAUACUGGACACGGGACAGGGAAUCAAACUAGUGCGCUCGUAGACACGAACAAAGACUUGGAUCGUGCAAUGAACUAUAUUUCAUCUUAAUAUAUACCUUGCUUUAUGUGCCUUCUCUUUUCUUGCUUUGUUGGUUUAAGUGCUCAUUAUUUAAUUUUGCCUUUGGCUUGUUAGAAGUGGGCGCCUCAGUGGAGAGCCAGAAAUUCUGAAGGUCACCGUGCACUUCUGCAAAUUCUGCCGUCUCUGCCUAGCCAAGAUAUCCACAGUGGCUUUUUCAUUCUGGAGCAAAGUCAGUUCACUGCAUAAGAAAAUUCUGGGUCAUUGCUCAUAACUGAUUUUAUUUUUACUUGACAAUCCUAUUGCCAAUAUUUUGCAGUAUUUUCUUACAAGAAUUGUUGCUGACCAUAUAAAAUAAGUUUAGCAACUUAGUACUGUGAAUGUACAUUGUCAUCUAUGCAGAUAUUGACUUACUUUAUUGUAAUUAGUAAAUAAAAUGGACUUUGGAACCAAGUUACUAUAUUGACAUUGAACAUGAGUGAAUUUUGGAUUCCACACAAUAUAAUUGUUUUCAUUGUAACUAUCAGUAACAGUAGCACUACUAUUACAAUUGCACACAUCUCUGAGAGUCAAAACAUAGUCAUUUUAUCACUUCCUAGAUUUUGAGUGCCUUGGGCUGUUUGCUUCCAUUUGACUGUAUGACGAGGUAAAAUGGUAAUUUAUUGAGUUCUAAGUGCCUUUUUUCUAGGAGUGGUGGGGUGACUAAAUAUUGUAAUGUAUGAGGUCUGUUUUUUGCCUUGGGAUGGAACACAUUUAGCAAAACAGGAGCUGCCACAGAGAUUGGUGUGUGGUGUGCAGUGAGUAGAGGAGGGCAGCUUUGGCUGACCCUCUGUUCCUCUGGAGAAUACUGCAUGAGUGAGUGCACUUUAGCACUGGAUACAGGCCUUCUCACUGGGACAGUGUGGUUACAUAAGAAGUGCCUUUUUUACUUGACAGAAAUAGACAUGCUUUGUACAGGUUUUGGCACGUCGUCUUAUUAUUUCUUCUUUGAUCCAAAUAAAUAUUUUAUGCAAGCGA
Pygocentrus nattereri (red-bellied piranha) is the source of this 3083-nucleotide messenger RNA. RefSeq names its product transmembrane protein 168a (gene tmem168a). The record is from RefSeq and is a predicted model, not a curated record. NCBI's taxonomy places the organism in Eukaryota, Metazoa, Chordata, Actinopteri, Characiformes, Serrasalmidae. Bases 1 to 2052 code for a protein of 683 amino acids. The transcript has 4 exons.